AGCGAGAGGGAGAGCGCGUGUCAGCAUGUAUGGCGGGAGCGCAAUCAGGAGAUCAUCAAAACGCUGCUUGACACCAAGUCGUCCAUCCUGUGCUUGCAGGAGUGUUGGCUGGCCAAUCCGGAGUGGGUAGACAUGUACGACACAGCGUUACAGGGUGCUGGUUACCAGCUUCUCAAGCUGCCUCGCACAAACGCCAGGGGAGAUGGCCUCAUGAUGGCAGUGAGAGCGUCUGAGUGGGAGGUGGUAGACCACCACCCGCUGUGCUUCAACGACUGUGGCGACCGGGUGGCACAGAUUGUCCGACUCCGAGCAAGGCGAGGAGGACGGGGAGAAGGGAAUAGAAGCAUGAAGGGAGGAGAGGUGGAGGAGGGGAGAUGGGGGACGGGGGAGGGCAGAGGAGAGGAGGGGGAGGGAGGGGAGGAGGUGGUAGUGGCGAACACGCACUUGCUCUUCCCGCACAACGCCAACUCCAGCAUUGUGCGCCUCUGCCAGGUAUACAAGCUCCUGGAGCGCAUUGAUGGGUACAGAGAGGAGCACCACGCCGGGGCACUGCCGGUCAUUCUCUGCGGGGACCUGAACGGCACGAAGCAGGGCAACGUGUACAAGCUGCUCAGGGCGCAUGGCUUUGUCUCAUCCUUUGAUUCCGCACACCACCACAGCGACGACGACGAGCAGUGGGUGAGUCACCGAAACCACCACGGCAACCUGUGCGGGGUGGACUAUGUGUGGGUGCUCAACCCAGAGCAGCACCACCGAACGCUUGCAGUCAACUGGCGGACGGCGGUCUUUGGCCUUAUUCGAUCCAAGCUCGCUUCGGCCGGCAUCACCAAUGUCGAGGCAGCUUUUGACUUCUUCCUGCGGGCGGGUGAAGGGCACAAAGCCAUGGGCCCCCUGGCGCAUGGCGGGCGAGUUUUUCCUGAAGGGGGCGCUGCAGGGGAUCAGGCGGCUGCUGCUUUCAACAUGGGUGAUUUCCAGAGGGGACUGGACCGACUGGGGUUGACUGGCGUUGACUCCAUCGGACUGACGAGCAUCGAGGUGGAGGAGCUGAUGCGGUCCGCUGAAUGCCAGGGGAAGGGCUGCGUUGACUUUCAAGACUUCAAGGCUCUAUUUGACCAACCCACGUGGGAUGACACCGUGGCAGCUCUCAGGCACUCUCUUGCCACGUCAUGCUCUGCUGACUCACCUCCACCACCUGCUGAAUCAACCGCUGCGGGUGCUGCUGACGUCCACAGUACCACCUCUGACAUCAGCAGUGCCUCGACUGACAUCAGCACCACCUCACCCGACAUCAGCACCACCUCAGCUGACAUCAGCACCACCUCAGCUGACAUCAGCAGCCCUGGUCCUCUGAGUUCAAUGUGCAAUCUUUCCACCACCAGCAAUCAACAAACACAGCACACUCAAUGCGUAUCCACAGCCAUCCCCUCUCACCCGUCCUCUCCCUCCCUCCAGUUCCUACCCUCCUCGCAACCAUCACGGCCCUUUUCCCCAUCUUCCCACCUCUCCCCAUUCCCAUCAUCAUCACCCCUGUGUACAUCUCCCAUCUCACUCCUCUCGCUGUCCCCCCUCCUUCAAUCGCUCCCCCACACUCGCACUCACUCUCUCCCAUUUCCUCAUCUACACCUAUUCAACCAUCUCUCGCUCUUCAGGUCCGGCAUUUCCGACCCUAUCACAGCUUCGGCCGACCCUCUUGCCUUUUCUCAUGCUGUUGCUGCCUCAGCAAGAAUACAGUCAUUUCAGCAGCAGCAGGAGCAGCAGCAGCAUCACCAGAGCCAGCAGCAGCAGCAGCAGGAGGAGCGGCAAAUAGAGGCAGAGUGUGGGAAAACAGAGGGAAGAGUGGGAGGGACGACCGAGGGGAGGGUGAAGAAGGAGCAGCUGGGUAGUGGAACGAUGCGAGGGAGCAGUGGAAGGGAGGGAGGGAGCAUGCAGCUGCAAGGUGCAUUGAAUCUGGACGUGCUGCAGGCAACGCUGUUCCCAAGGGCCAUGGAGGAGGGCGUGUGGCCGGAAGACUACACCAUUUCUGACCAUGCUGUGCUCACUGUGCGAUUUGGGCGGAGUUGA
Closterium sp. Naga37s-1 is the source of this 2061-nucleotide messenger RNA. NCBI's taxonomy places the organism in Eukaryota, Viridiplantae, Streptophyta, Zygnematophyceae, Desmidiales, Closteriaceae. The record is from the annotation of a GenBank genome assembly.